AUGUACCAAAGCAGGCUGGGCUUACGGUUCUAUUUAUUGCCUUCCUCGCCCCCUACCUUCCCAGCUCCGCCAUCUCCGACCCGGGGCGCGCGUUCCCCCCGGCCCGGCUCCCUCUCUCCCUCCGGGGGCACCCGCUCCCUAGCCCCGGCCCGGCCCUCCCCGCGGCGCAGCACGGAGUCUCGGCGUCCCAUGGCGCAACCCACGGCCUCGGCCCAGAAGCUGGUGCGGCCGAUCCGCGCCGUGUGCCGCAUCCUGCAGAUCCCGGAGUCCGACCCCUCCAACCUGCGGCCCUAG
Messenger RNA from Rangifer tarandus platyrhynchus (Svalbard reindeer), 294 nucleotides. NCBI's taxonomy places the organism in Eukaryota, Metazoa, Chordata, Mammalia, Artiodactyla, Cervidae. The record is from the annotation of a GenBank genome assembly.